UCCCCCGCCUUUAUUAUACAAAAUUACAAAAACUGCCACUACCACACAAUACCAAAACAAUCACAACCUCACCCUCACUCUCUCAUGGCCACGGCCACGGCCACGGCCACGCUCCUCCAAUCCCAUCACUGCGUCUCUCCCAAGUUCCCUUAUCUCCGAAACCCUAACCUUACUCCUCGAUUCUCGUCUCUUUUUCCCAGGAAAGUUAGGGUUCUCACGUUCCGGGAAAAGUUCAGAGGCCGAGACCGAGUGUACUACUCCGUUUGUUGCUUCCGUAAAAACAAUUCCGAAAUCGAAGCAAUUUCGGUUGACGAGAACGAGAAUGAGCGGCCUCCGUUUGAUCUUAAUCUCGCCGUCGUUCUUGCUGGUUUCGCAUUCGAAGCCUACACUAGCCCCCCUGAAAAUGUUGGAAGGUGUGAAGUUGAUGCUGCAGGUUGUAAGGCAGUGUAUCUUUCAGAAUCAUUUGUACGUGAGAUAUAUGAUGGCCAAUUGUUCAUAAAGUUAAAAAAGGGUUUGGAUUUACCUGCCAUGGAUCCUUGGGGAACAAGUGAUCCGUAUGUGGUCAUGCAGUUGGAUGGACAUGUUGUCAAAAGCAAGGUUAAAUGGGGGACAAAAGAGCCGACAUGGAAUGAGGAAUUUACCUUUAAUAUCAAGCAGCCUCCAACCAAGCUUCUCCAGGUAGCAGCUUGGGAUGCAAACCUUGUAACCCCACAUAAGCGCAUGGGUAACGCAGGCAUUAGUCUGGAUUGUCUCUGUGAUGGAAAUUUGCAUGAAGUAACGGUGGAGUUGGAAGGAAUUGGUGGUGGUGGAAAAGUAAAGCUAGAGGUUAAGUACAAAAGUUUUGAUGAAAUUGAAGAAGACAAAAAAUGGUGGAGGGUCCCCUUUGUUAUAGAAUUUCUUCGGAAAAAUGGUUUUGAGUCUGCUCUGAAAAUGGUUGUGGGCACAGAGUCUGUGCAAGCGCGUCAGUUUGUAAAGUAUGCUUUUGGGCAGCUAAAGGCAUUCAAUGAUGCAAAUCUUUGGAAGGGUCAGUUUCCAAAUGAUGACAAGUAUGAUACGGACAUGCCGUCACCAAUGGAUGAAGACCUGGAAGCCUCUUCUAGUGACACAGGCUACGUCAGAGAGAGAAAAAUAGAGGAUUUUCAUGUCGAUAAUGGUGGUAUGGAGAAUGGGCUUCCCUUUGAACCAUUGGAACCAGUUGGUAACUCUGAGCAAUCAGAUAAAAUUUUUUGGAAGAAUUUGACUGAUGUCAUCAGUCAAAAUGUUGUUCAGAAACUUGGGCUCUCUGUUCCUGAGAAAUUAAAGUGGGAUGGAUUUGACUUAUUAAAUAGAAUUGGCUCACAGUCACGAAAAAUUGCAGAGGCAGGUUAUGUUGAAUCAGGGCUUGCAACUCCAGAAAGUUUGGAUGAUGAAAUUGAUAAAAUAAGUGGCUCGGGCAUUAGCUCAAAUAAGUCUUCAAUACCAGAUAUUAAAAAAAUAACACAGGAUAUAAUGGGGCAAACUGAUUCUGUUUUAGGAGCAUUAAUGCUUCUGAAUGCAACAUUUUCUCAACAAAAGGAUGGAAAUUCUGUAGGAAAGGAUGAAACAAAAGAACAGGCUUCUACCAAACUGGAAGAUGAUAAUGUUGUAGGAUAUUCCCCAAGUGAGAAACUUGUCAGCUCAGAGAAUGGCUUAGCAUUGGAUAAAAAGAGAGCUGAGGAGAUGAAAGCACUGUUCUCAACUGCAGAAAGUGCCAUUGAAGCCUGGGCGAUGCUUGCCUCUUCACUGGGUCAUUCUACUUUUAUUAAAUCUGAAUUUGAGAAAAUAUGUUUCUUAGAUAAUGCAUCCACUGACACACAGGUUGCAAUUUGGCGCGAUAUAGCAAGGAGAAGAUUAGUUGUUGCUUUUAGAGGAACAGAACAAACACAAUGGAAGGACUUGAUAACUGAUCUAAUGCUAGUUCCUGCUGGGCUAAAUCCUGAAAGGAUAGGUGGAGAUUUCAAGCAAGAAGUUCAAGUCCACAGUGGUUUUCUAAGUGCAUAUGAUUCCGUCAGGGCAAGGAUUAUGUCUCUCAUCAAACUUGCAAUUGGUUAUAUAGAUGAUCUUGCUGAGCCACCAUUCAAAUGGCAUGUGUAUGUGACUGGUCAUAGUUUAGGUGGUGCAUUGGCUACCCUUCUCGCUCUUGAGCUUUCCUCUAGUCAGUUAGCUAUUUGUGGAUGUUUGGGGUUCACUGGGUGUUACUUGAGCGAGUUGUGGUUGUAUCAUUUGGGUGGAAGGCAUGGGACAAUCUCUGUGACUAUGUAUAACUUUGGAUCUCCUAGAGUUGGUAACAAAAAAUUUGCAGAAUAUUAUAAUGAGAAAGUUAAAGAUAGCUGGCGAGUUGUAAACCACAGAGAUAUUAUACCAACCGUCCCUCGCCUGAUGGGUUAUUGCCAUGUAGCUCAACCUGUUUAUCUGGCAGCUGGAGAUCUAAGAGAUGCCUUGGAAAAUAUGGAGCUUUCAGGAGAUGGUUACCAAGGUGAUGUGCUUGGGGAGUCCACACCAGAUGUUCUUGUCAUUGAAUUUAUGAAGGGUGAGAAAGAACUUAUUGAAAAGAUUUUACAGACUGAAAUAAAUAUAUUCCGUUCGAUUAGAGAUGGGAGUGCACUUAUGCAGCAUAUGGAGGAUUUUUAUUACAUCUCAUUGCUAGAGCAUGUAAGAUCGAAUUACCAACCAGUUGCGAGUUUGCGAUCCGAUCAACAAGAUAGUUUAUCAAUUAGCUAAGAAUGUUGUGAUAACUCGAGGCUGGCAGCAAGGUUGUACAUGUACCUUCCAUCAGUUUGAAUGUAUAAUUUAGAUGUUAUCAGGCAAUUUGUGCAGAAAAUCAAUCCAAUAAGAGUUCUAUUGAAUCAGUUUUAGAACUAUAGUCAUUAAAUAAUGGGGAGUGUCUAUUACACACACAUUUGCAGUACACACACUGCCCAAAAACUGAUCGUGACUCGUGACUUAACUUGUUUUUGGAACGUGUGUGCACUGUGUGUAUUAAAUUAUGUACACUAGACAUUUCCCCUAAAUAAUACCAAUACAUCGGGUUGGUCUUACUUUAAA
Messenger RNA from Quercus robur (English oak), 3063 nucleotides. RefSeq lists its product as uncharacterized. The record is from RefSeq and is a predicted model, not a curated record. Gene Ontology annotation, biological process: lipid metabolic process. The transcript has 19 exons. NCBI's taxonomy places the organism in Eukaryota, Viridiplantae, Streptophyta, Magnoliopsida, Fagales, Fagaceae. Bases 85 to 2739 code for a protein of 884 amino acids.